Molecule: messenger RNA, 270 nt
Organism: Paracoccidioides brasiliensis Pb18
Exons: 1
Coding region: 1-270 (89 amino acids)
Source: RefSeq, a predicted model, not a curated record
AUGGAUGCGCCGUUGGCCAUGGUGCAAAUCAAUCUGAGGAGUCACCAAAGACCAUUAUUCACGAGAUACCAAUCACGAAGCCAGAACGCAGCAAUGCAAACUGCGACGGGGAGGGGGAUCAUGCCCGUUCCCCGACGUGGGAUACAGCAAGUCAAACCUUUGGACCGGCCACUAAAACUGCAGCAACUGGGAUUGCAGGUUAGGCUAAGGAAGCCGUGUCACAUUUUCCGCAAAUUAGCAACUAGAUCUUCCGAUUUUGAAGAAACAUGA